CACGCCAAAUUUCUACUUCGUUCAAGCCACCACGAUGAUAUGAAAACGCCAAUGCUAUAGCUUGGAAUCAACCGCUCCCUUACAGUCUUUACAGUUGCCCAGAGCUUCCCACGAUGCCGCCAGCACCUCGAAUUCGUCCCUACAAGGACUUUCUUACGCCUGCCUUGCACAGGAGGUUUGCGACGGCAACGGUGAUCCUUCUUGGCCUUUGUUAUUUAGAGUCUGUCUUCAUUGGAGAAUGGAAUUCUUUGAUCUGGUCGUGGCUCCCAUUUGGACGAGCUGGCAUUCGGACCGGGCUUCUGUUCAUCCCCGCAUUCAUGGUGUUUGUUUUAAGAGUCGCUCAGCUACACGUGGGCAUACGGACAUCGUACUCGGCAUGGUACACGUUUCGAACAUACGCCCUCAGAUAUGAUGUUUUGCAGACUAUAGGGUGGUACUGUCUUUCGGCCUAUCUCUUCAGUGAGAUCUUCAUCUGGUCAGCACCGAAUCGUGCAGAUCUGAAUAGGAUCAAACUCAUACCGAAAACCGAUCGCACGGCGCUGAACGAAAGACCGAUCUAUCUGACGAGCUUCCUCUUCUUCGUUGCCUUGGUCCAGGCAGGCGUCCAUCUUUUCUACGAUUAUGACCGACUCGAUAUGCCGGUUUCGAAAACGGGCGUGGAAGCCUCCUCUGAUCCGAAAUCGCCUUUGGUUGUUCCCCCUACCCAGAAGCUCAAGAAGAAAUUCCCCUUUUUAGUCUUGAGCUCCGCAAAACGUGCCACGGCUCUUGCAGCGCUCGCUCCUUUCAUGUAUUCCAUCGAUUUCGGAAUAUACCCAUACUCGGUUCGACGAUUUGCGUGGGGUUUCACACGCGGUUGGGCAAAGAUAUUCUGGACUCUUCCUAAGUCCAAUUCGCUUCCUUCCACCCGGCCUUUUCACUGGAGCGUCCUUGUACACACCGCCGUCGCAGGCUUCCUCUUAACUUUGCUGUGGGAAUUAGCAAAUGCAGCUUUUACUGCGUAUGUGGCGCAAGAGCCACUCAAGAAUGGAAGGCCUAUCACGUACGAAUCACGAGAUCCAAAUGGAAGUUUGUUAACUGGCUUGAGGGGCAAGAAGCUACAAACGAGGGCUUUCGCCUUCUGGGAGCUUGUUUACAUUGCGGAGCGCUUCGAGGGCCGACGCAAGGCUAUCUUUGAAGAUAUCGACCGGAAAGGGGGGUCUACCUGGUCGCAAGUUCUAGGAAUAUGCCUUGAAGUCAUCACCGGUAUUGACAGUCGAAUCGCCGCGUAUCAAGCACCACAAGUGGUCACAGCAAAACUUGUUACAACACAGAAGCCAGAUGCUAAUUCAACACUGCCUCGAUUAGGUCAACCUUUGAAAGAUGGCCUCAAGCAACCAGGUGACAUCUUUAGUCAGCCACCUAAGCAUGGGUCGGUAGGUGUCCGUAUUGAAGCCGUCGGCAAGUUCGCGAAGGACCAUGGCCAGUCACCACCGGGCGCCCUUUCACCAAAAACUCGGAAACUCCUCGAGAGAGCGGAGGGAGUUAUUCUCACCCAAGAACAGAAGGAGGCUUUGGCCUCUCAGGGGUUUGUGGGUCUCUUCAAAGAUUUGAUCAGUUGGUUUCUGCAAACUGGCUCAGGAAAGCCCUUUCGACAGGAAUACAGAAGAAAGUUGGCAGCCAUUGUACUCGGUCAGCCUUACGGGGAUGUUGGGGUCAUAGUUGAUGCUGUUGAUGCCUUGACCAGAUUCGCAGUAUGCAGUCUCAAGGAAGACAAGUUUGGAAACGUUCAGAGAGAUGUUAAGCUGAUCAUCCGCACGUUUACGACCACUGUCACGAAGCUUGACGGCUUCAAGAAGAGUAUCGGUGUUCAUUGGACUGAUAUUGAGAAGAAGCAGGAGAGUCCGGAAACUGAUACUAUAUUGGUUGCAUUGAGGAGUGGGCUCAACCAGCUCGUGGAGGCCUUUGGAGAUUAUAGUGAGGACUUGAGACUAAGUCAGAGUGAGAUGAGAAUGGCGCGGGAAGCAGCAACUCCUGCGCCUGCCUCUGCGCCUGCGAGACCAGAAAUGGAACAGAGGAAGUAGAUAGACGGUCUUAAGAAAUGAAAAGAACGAUGUCAUUUUCUAAGUCUGGCAGCCCGUUGGACAAAAGUUCCAGGACCCGAUCAAAUUUUC
Messenger RNA from Hyaloscypha bicolor E, 2150 nucleotides. RefSeq lists its product as uncharacterized. Gene Ontology annotation, biological process: spindle pole body localization; nuclear pore organization. The transcript is spliced from 3 exons. Lineage: Eukaryota; Fungi; Ascomycota; Leotiomycetes; Helotiales; Hyaloscyphaceae. Gene Ontology annotation, cellular component: nuclear pore transmembrane ring; spindle pole body. The coding region runs from base 114 to 2060 and encodes 648 amino acids. The record is from RefSeq and is a predicted model, not a curated record. Gene Ontology annotation, molecular function: spindle pole body-nuclear membrane anchor activity.